Messenger RNA from Chroicocephalus ridibundus (black-headed gull), 2155 nucleotides. It is a transcript of the gene IFT38, whose product is annotated as clusterin associated protein 1. Gene Ontology annotation, biological process: cilium assembly. Gene Ontology annotation, cellular component: intraciliary transport particle B; cilium; centrosome. NCBI's taxonomy places the organism in Eukaryota, Metazoa, Chordata, Aves, Charadriiformes, Laridae. The transcript has 13 exons. The coding region runs from base 116 to 1414 and encodes 432 amino acids. The record is from RefSeq and is a predicted model, not a curated record.
GAGGCAGUUUGGCCCGGCCGCCGCGCCGUAGGGGGGGUUGCCAUAGCGACGAGCGGCGCGGCCCGGCCCGGUGUGGCGGCGGCAACGGGAAGAGGCCCCUGGGGCUCCCCCGACCAUGUCGUUCCGCGACCUCCGGAAUUUUACCGAGAUGAUGAGGGCACUGGGGUAUCCCCGGCUCAUAUCCAUGGAGAAUUUCCAUACCCCAAAUUUCAUGCUCGUUUCAGAAGUGCUUCUCUGGCUGGUGAAAAGGUAUGAACCUCAGGCUGAUAUUCCUCCUGAUGUGGAGACAGAACAGGACCGAGUUUUCUUCAUUAAGGCGGUGGCUCAGUUCAUGGCUACCAAAGCUCACAUAAAGCUCAACACUAAGAAGCUUUACCAGGCAGAUGGCUACGCGGUGAAGGAACUGCUAAAGAUCACCUCUGUGCUUUAUGGCGCUAUGAAUACCAAGGGAGUGGAACGCACAGACCUGAGUGAGGAAGACAGCAGCAAGUUCAAGUUCGAUCUUGGCUCAAAAAUUGCUGACUUGAAGGCAGCGAGACAGCUUGCUUCCGAAAUCACCUCCAAAGGAGCAACUCUGUAUGACUUACUUGGCAAAGAAGUUGAACUGAGGGAAGCAAGAACAGAAUCUAUUGCCAGACCUUUGGAGAUAAAUGAGGCUGAGAAGAUGAUGAAGGUUGCCAUUGACUGUGUUCUGGAAGAAGUCCAAAAGACUAAGGACAUGUUGAAUAAUGUAGCUUUGGAUGAAGCCAAUUUGGAAGCCAAGAUUGAAAAACGAAAAUUGGAGCUGGAAAGAAGUCAGAAGAGGCUACAGACGCUGCAAAGUGUUCGUCCUGCUUUUAUGGAUGAGUAUGAGAAGAUUGAGGAGCAACUGCAGAAACAAUAUAGUAUUUAUCUAGAAAAAUUCCGUAAUCUGACCUACAUGGAGCAGCUCCUGGAUGAUCAUCGUAGGACAGAGCAAGAGAUGUUUGAGGAAACGGCAAACAUGCUACGUCUUAUGCAGAGCAGGCUGAAGGAGGAGGAGCAGCACCUGCUUAAGAGUGGAAAUAACGAUGAUUCCGACGUAGAGAUUCAAGAGGAUGAAAGACCCGAGAGCGAAGUGGAAGACAGGCAGAUCAUGAAGCAGCGCACCGCCCCAGAAACACUCCUGCAAGGAAGAGCUGGCGCCCGGAUUGUGGGAACAAUGCAAGGCGGAGACACGGAGGAAGAUGGGAGAUCUGCCCCAGCACGGCCAGGCACGCGCAAGAGCAUCGCCAAGGCACAGGAGGACUCGGGGGAUAGUGAGAUUGACCUGGAUGAAGAUGAAGAUGAGGAGGAGGAUGAUAUGGAAGACGACAGCAUGGAAAUCUCCCCAAGCAAAUCCAGUCACCGAGCAAGGAAGCCAGAGCCACUAGAGGAAAGUGACAAUGACUUCUGACCCUUUAGUAGCAGGACCAGGAGGCAUCUGGAAAUAGAAACUUUGGAGAGCGUGCAGGCCAGGAGUGUCCUGCCAUUUGAAAAGCGUUUGUCAGCAUGAAUUCAGGAGUCGGUAAAUAAUGUUCAUUAAACUUGAAAAUUAAACUUGGAUUGCCAGUCUUGUGACUCUCAAAGCAUGAGCAUUUAGCUGUAAUGAGAAUCACAGUAAUGUGGAGUGCGGUUAUUUCCAUAAUUGCAUUAGAACUGGCCCUCAUGCACUGCAGUGCCAGAAGUCGCACUCCAGCGAGCAUCGUGUGCUUGAUUCCUCUGCAUUUUAUUAUGCCCAAACAGAUUUUUUUGGCUUAAUAAGACUGGAUGACAAGCUGCUCUGGGAAAACACUGAAACUGAUUUUAAAUCUGCCUUCAAUCUAUGUAUCCUAAACACAUCCUUUACUUAAUCAAGGGCUUGCCUCCACAAAGAGCAGCACCAGUUGCACCAAGGGAGUGGGAAACCAGUGAAGGGGUCCUCAAAUGUCACCCUCAGUGCAGCGUCUCGUAGUAUUUCAGCCGUGUCAGUGGGAAUUGUUCUCAGACUUCACUGGGCUGUGCUUCAGUGUUCUGAGAGCGGCCACGCGAGACAAGCGCUGUAACUAAAUCCAUAUGAAAUUAGUCCUUUAAUUAUACUGGUACUUCUGGAGUGGACUGAGAUUUAGACACUCAAACGGGCCAAAAGUUGGGCUUUUGUUCAUCAAGUUGUACCGAU